CCCGGAAGUGGGCUCUAGAUCGGGCAGUAAAAGUGGCAGGCAGGUAGCAGCUGAACUAUUUUUCUGCGUUUCCUCUCGAUCCCUCCCGAGUCUUCCAGGUCCGCGCCGAAAGGAAAAUUCUCAGCUGUCAUGGGGGGCGGAGAUCUGAAUCUGAAGAAGAGCUGGCACCCACAGACCCUCCGCAAUGUGGAGAAGGUGUGGAAGGCUGAGCAGAAGCAUGAGGCUGAGCGGAAGAAGAUCGAGGAGCUGCAGCGGGAGCUGCGGGAGGAGAGGGCCCGGGAAGAGAUGCAGCGCUACGCCGAGGAUGUUGGGGCUGUCAAGAAAAAAGAAGAAAAAUUGGACUGGAUGUAUCAGGGUCCUGGUGGGAUGGUGAACCGCGAUGAGUACUUGCUGGGGCGCCCCAUUGACAAGUACGUUUUUGAGAAGAUGGAGGAGAAGGAGGCAGGCUGUUCUUCAGAGACAGGACUACUCCCAGGCUCUAUUUUUGCCCCUUCCGGUGCCAAUUCCCUUCUUGAUAUGGCCAGCAAAAUCCGGGAGGACCCACUCUUCAUCAUCAGGAAGAAGGAGGAGGAGAAAAAAAGAGAGGUGUUGAAUAAUCCUGUGAAAAUGAAGAAAAUCAAAGAAUUGUUGCAAAGGAGUCUGGAAAAAAAGGAGAAGAAGAAGAAGAAGGAGAAGAAGAAGAAGCACAAGAAACACAAGCACAGAAGCUCAAGUAGUGAUGGUUGCAGUAGCGAGGAGGAGCGCGGCCGGGGGAGAUCUCAAAAGAAGAUGGCAGAUUCUUCCCCUGUGCUGUCCAGAGCCCCGGGAUAUGGCUUACAGAUCAGGGACUCCUACCAUAGCCAGGGAGUACAGAGUUCUCUGAUGGCCAAGCAAAAGGGAAUGCACGGGUUGAAGAAUUAUUCCAGGUCCAGAAGCUCCUCCCACUCACCUCCCAGACAUGCCAACAAGAAGAGCACCCGAGAAGCGGGGUCCCGGGACAGGAGUUCUCGAUCCCCAGGCGGAAGGUCACGGUCCCCGAGGCCAAGCAAACCGCACAACUCAAAGGUCAACAGGAGAGAGAGAGGCCGAACUAAAAGCCCAUCACCUAAAAAGGAGAUCUACCAAAGGCGGCAUGCUCCUGGUUACACCAGAAAGCUCUCAUCAGAGGAACUAGAGCGAAAACGUCAAGAAAUGAUGGAAAAUGCCAAGUGGCGGGAGGAAGAGAGGCUGAACAUCCUCAAGAGGCACGCUAAGGAUGACGAACGGGAACAGAGGCUGGAGAAGCUGGGUGCCCGGGAUGGGAAGUUUAUCCACCGCAUGAAGCUGGAGAGCGCAUCUACCUCCUCCCUGGAGGAUAGGGUGAAACGGAACAUCUACUCUCUACAGAGAACCUCAGUAGCUCUGGAGAAGAACUUUAUGAAAAGAUGAAAGCCAUCCCCUCUCUUGCUGGUUUUCCUGAAUUUUCCAGGGAGGCUGCUGAUCCCUUAAACAUUCUCUUUAUAAGAGUUCAAGUGACUUCUUGUACAGUUGUCAGAGCACUGCUGUUCAGAGUGACUCUCCUCCAGUGAUUCCCGAGACAGCUUACUUCCUUGGGGAACCAGUGUGGCGUACUUUAUGGGGCCCUCAGUAACUUUUGCUGAGUGUCUUGUAGGUUUUAGUGAGUGGGCACUGGACACUCUAGGUGUGAGCACUCAUCCUGCUCUGGAAGGCCGUUUCCUGC
Molecule: messenger RNA, 1699 nt
Organism: Odobenus rosmarus divergens (Pacific walrus)
Lineage: Eukaryota; Metazoa; Chordata; Mammalia; Carnivora; Odobenidae
Gene: CWC25
Product: CWC25 spliceosome-associated protein homolog (S. cerevisiae)
Exons: 10
Coding region: 130-1407 (425 amino acids)
Biological process (GO): mRNA splicing, via spliceosome
Cellular component (GO): U2-type spliceosomal complex
Source: RefSeq, a predicted model, not a curated record